AUGCCGUUCCCAAAGCCCGUAAAAGUCCAAGGGGGAUGGCAAGCCAAAGACAGUCCUACCACAGAGCAGAGAGAUCCAGUUGAAAUGCUGCGGUCUAUUCCUCGAUCUGCUGCUGGUGUUGUGACCGACACGGGAGACAUCCUUGAUAGAGCUGGCAAGCCUAUCGGACACAUUACCGAGUCUGGAGAAUCCUCUGAUCUUGUGGGCAACGCUGUCAUGGCUUCUGGAGACAUUCUUGACUCCUCUGGAAAGGUCCUUGCCAAGGCCGACAUCAACACCGAGGAACUGGGCGACGAAGAAGACGAAGGUGAGGAGGGAGAUGAGGAGAAUGAAGAAGGCGACGAGGGCGAGUACACCACUGGGUCUGGCCAAAAGAGUCCCCAAAAGUCCGGCGGCUGGAACCUCAUGGGAAAGACCAAGUCGGCCUACAACACCGCCAGCAACCUCCAAAAGCCCGUCUCGCAGGGCCUCGACCUGGUCAGUAGCAGGAUGCAGAAACCAAGCGAAGACGAACAAAGCUCAGCUGACUAUUCGAUUCAGGCCGGCGACGAGGACAAGCAGCUCCAGGAACGCGGCAAGGAAGCUGGUGAAGAGGGGCAGGAGGAGCUGAAGGAGCAGGAGCCCAUUGCCAUGGAAGACAAGUCGGAAGAAGCUGGAAAGGACCUCGACAAGACCGAGGCACCUGAGGCUGAUACCAAGGACGUGGAAGAAAAGACGGACGAGGCCAAGGAGGGCGAGCCAGAGACCAAGGAUCUGGAGGAAGCCAAAGACAGUGAGAUGCCCCAGCCAGACACCCAGGACUUGGAAGAGAAGAAAUCUGACGUUGCCGAAGAGGGAGAGAAGCUAGAAGAGGGAGAGAAGCCAGAAGAGGGAGAGAAGCCAGAAGAGGGAGAGAAGCCAGAAGAGGGAGAGAAGCCAGAAGAGGGAGAGAAGGUAGAAGGCGAGGAGGAGCCAAUUGAUUUCUCUGACCUCAAGGGAUGCAAGGUCAACAAGGCCGGCAAACUGGUCAACAAGAACGGAGAUGUCCUCGGAGUCGUUCUUGAAGGCGACAUCAAGCACCUCGUCGGCCUGAAGUCCGACGAGGAGGGAAACAUCUGGAACGACUCUGGCAAGAAGGUCGGCAAAUGCCGUCCUUUGAACCACUCGGAGCGCGGCGAUGAAAAGGAAUUCGCCCCCUUUGAGAACUUCCCUGACGCUGUCGUUGAGGCUGAUGGCCGUGUCAUGUUUGAGGGUAAGCAGGUUGGUGUCGUCGUGGACGGUGACCCAAAGCAUCUCAAGGGCGCCAAGGUCGAUGAAGAUGGUGACAUUCUUGAUCGACGCGGCAAUGUUGUUGGCAAGGCCGAGGCUUGGGACGAGCCCGAGGCUGAGCCCGAGGCUGAGGUCGAUCUGUCUUCCUUGGCUGGCAAGAGAGUCAACAAGGCUGGCAACAUCGUCGACGGCUCGGGCGCCAUCUACGGCCGAGUCGUUGAGGGCAACGUCAAGUCUCUCGUGGGCCGUAUGUGUGACAAGAACGGCAACAUCCUGAGCGAGUCUGGAGACAUCAUCGGCAAGGCCGAGCUUGUUGGCGAGGGCGAACGUGAGGGCAUGAAAGAGGGUCCCUUUGCCGAGCUCUCUGGCUGCACUGUCGCAAAGGACGGCACCGUUGUCACGCCUUCGGGUGAUGUUGUCGGAAGACUCACCGAGGGAGACCCCAAGAAGCUGUUUGGCCGCCAAGUCGACGAGGAUGGAGACGUUGUCGACAGCAACGGAAACGUCCUGGGCAAGGCCGAGCGCUGGGAAGAGCCCGAGCCCGAAGAGCGGAAGAAGGCUCCCUACGCCGGCCGCAAGGUCAACCGCGAGGGUAACGUCCUGGACGAGGAAGGAAACCUCAUCGCCAAGCUUGUUAGUGGUGAUAUUUCUGCCUGCGCUGGCAAGGAAGUCGACGAAGAUGGCGAUGUGGUCAACUACAAGGGAGACACUGUCGGCCACGUCGCUCUGCUUGAGGACAUUCCCAAGGAGACCGAGGAGGACAUCAAGAAGCGCGAGGAGGCUGAGAACGAUCGCAAGCUGGCCGGCAAGCUGGCUGGAUGCAUCGAGCAGUCUCUCGAUAAGCUGCGGCCCAUCUGCAAGAUGAUCACCGACAAGGUCAACACCGCUGAGAGGACACCCAAGGAGGAGCUUGACGAGGAGGCGCUGGUGCGGGAGGUCAAGCCGCUGAUUGAAGAGGGCGGCAAGAUCCUCACUGAGACCAACGGCACUAUUCGUGGCCUUGAUCCCGAUGGACGUAUCCAGCGGAACGCAAAGCACAAGGCCGGCACGAAGGAGGCUACGGCGGAGGAGCAUCAUCUGGCCGAGGUGCUCUCCGAGCUCACAGGUACUGUUACCGAAACCAUCGACAACGCAAAGAGCAAGAUUGAGGGCAUGCCCCACGCCAAGAAGGAACUCAACCCUCUCUGGGGUCUCUUGGCGGAGCCCUUGUUCCAGAUCAUUGCUGCCGUUGGGCUGUUGCUCAAUGGUGUGCUCGGCCUCGUUGGCAAACUUCUGAGCGGCCUCGGUCUCGGCGGAAUCGUCGACAACCUCCUCGGAACGCUGGGCCUCAACAGGGUCCUCGAUGGCCUUGGCCUGGGCAGCAUCACGGGCCAAAUAACUGGCAAGAAGCAGGGCGAGAAGAAGAAGGGAGGUGGCCUUUUGGGCGGCUUGGGCCUGGGUGGCUAA
Molecule: messenger RNA, 2694 nt
Organism: Trichoderma gamsii
Lineage: Eukaryota; Fungi; Ascomycota; Sordariomycetes; Hypocreales; Hypocreaceae
Exons: 3
Coding region: 1-2694 (897 amino acids)
Source: RefSeq, a predicted model, not a curated record